Molecule: messenger RNA, 1236 nt
Organism: Ceratina calcarata
Lineage: Eukaryota; Metazoa; Arthropoda; Insecta; Hymenoptera; Apidae
Product: cyclin-dependent kinase 20
Exons: 6
Coding region: 213-1211 (332 amino acids)
Biological process (GO): protein phosphorylation
Cellular component (GO): nucleus
Molecular function (GO): protein serine/threonine kinase activity; ATP binding
Source: RefSeq, a predicted model, not a curated record
GAACAAGGAACUACUCUCAGUUAUUAAUCAGGAUAAGGUUUAAAAAUAAAUAACUACAAAUACAAGACUUUUUCUGUAUUAAAAGGUCAUAUAUUAAAAAACAUGAAUUUUGGUUAUUAUAUUAUGUUAGAAAAUGAACAAAUAAGAACAUUCGUAGGUUUCGGCGCGGUUUGAGCUCAACGUUGCUACAUGGCAAGUUGAAGCAUUUGAAUAUGGAUAGAUAUAUAAUCACAGGAAAAAUAGGAGAAGGAGCACAAGGUGUAGUUUUAAAAGCGCACGACAUAGAAACAGAGAAAGAUGUUGCAUUAAAAAAAUUGUUUUUGAAAAAUAUUGACAAUGGUAUAUCUACAUCUAUUAUUCGUGAGAUAAAAAUUUUGCAACAAUUAAGCCACUGUAAUGUCGUAGAGUUAUUAGAUGCCUUUCCAGUUGGAUUAGAUUUUAUUAUGGUCUUCGAAUAUAUGCCAACAGGAUUAUGGGAGAUAAUAAAAGACAAUGAUAUAUUAUUAACUUCUACUCAAGUCAAAACUUAUACAAAAAUGAUUUUAGAAGGAAUUGCGUAUAUACAUGAAAAGAAUAUAAUACAUCGGGAUUUAAAGCCUGCUAAUUUACUGAUAAAUAGUAAAGGUAUAUUAAAAAUUGCUGACUUUGGUUUGGGCCGAUUGUUGUGGAAAAAUAUAUCGAAGCCAUAUUCGCAUCAAAUUGCUACAAGAUGGUACAGAGCACCUGAAUUGUUAUAUGGUGCAAAAUAUUAUACAUCAUCGAUUGACAUGUGGUCCAUCGGUUGUAUUAUCGGUGAAUUACUCAACAAGUCACCAUUAUUUCCAGGAGAGACAGAUAUCGAGCAGUUAGCAAUUGUUUUAAGAUACUUAGGUACUCCUACGUCAGAAACAUGGCCAGAUUUAAGUAUGUUGCCUGAUUACAACAAGAUCACGUUCCCAUAUCAUAAAGGAAUACCGUGGGAAAAUACAUUUGAGGAUACUGAACCAGAAGCUAUCGACCUAAUCGGGAAAAUUCUUAUUUAUAAUUCAUCGAACCGGUUAACAGCUAAAGAAGCACUGCAUCACAUUUACUUUCAUGUCAGACCUUAUCCUUCUUUGAAAGACUUGAUAAAACCUCAAAGUAUUCAUCGUUGUCAGAUAAAGCAAAAAGAGAUCGAUACAAACAUCCAAGAUACUAUGCUUUUCAAAAACUUGUUAACUAUCACGCAGUGAACGUAUGUAUGAGAAUAUACAACUA